This is a messenger RNA of Ceraceosorus bombacis, 1647 nucleotides long. The record is from the annotation of a GenBank genome assembly. NCBI's taxonomy places the organism in Eukaryota, Fungi, Basidiomycota, Exobasidiomycetes, Ceraceosorales, Ceraceosoraceae.
AUGGCCAAGAUCAUUUCCUUUUCCCUUCUGGCCGUCGCCAUCGGCAUGGUCGCUGCUGCGCCAUCCGCUAUCAAGCAAGUCAGCGACACUGACGGUGUCGACCUCAAGAAUGUCGGCAUCUUUGCCGACGUACUCAAGCGCGAUCCUCACUACGGCGGUAGCGUCACUCAGAUCAACGACGACGAUCUCGUCGAUGCCAAGGGCCUCAAGAUCCUCGCCGAUGUCCUCAAGCGCGAGCCACACCUUCCCUCGGUCAAGCAAAUCAACGACGACGACCUUGUCGACGCCAAGGGCCUCAAGAUCCUCGCCGAUGUCCUCAAGCGUGACCCUAACUACGGUGGUCGUAUCACCCAGAUCAACGAUGAUGACCUCGUCGACGCCAAGGGCCUCAAGAUCCUGGCCGACAUUCUCAAGCGCGACCCUCACUGGGGUGGCAGCGUUACUCAGAUCAACGAUGAUGAUCUCGUCGACGCCAAAGGUCUGGGUAUCUUUGCCGACAUUCUUAAGCGCGAGCCUCACCGUCACCGUCAUCGCAAGCAAAAGGGUGUCACCCAGAUCAACGACGAUGACCUUGUCGACGCCAAGGGUCUCACCGUGGGCCUCGACAUCCUGAAGCGCAACCUCCCAAGCGUCAAGCAAGUCAAUGACAACGACCUGGUCGAUGCCAAGGGACUGCUCGUCGGCCUCGAUGUUCUCAAGCGCGAGCCAAACCUCCCCAAGGUCAAGCAGGUGAACGACAACGACGGCGUUGAUCUCAAGGAUGUACUGGUGGGUCUCGAUGUGCUCAAGCGCGAGCCCAAUCUCCCCAAGGUCAAGCAGGUCAACGACAACGACCUCGUCGAUCUCAAGGAUGUUCUCGUCGGUCUCGACGUGCUCAAGCGCGACCCUCACUCCGGCCGUAUCACUCAAGUCAACGACGAUGAUCUCGUGGAUGCCAAGGGCUUGACUGUGCUUGCCGACAUUCUGCGCCGCUCGGGUUACGAGGUGUACAAGAACGAGGAGAGCCAGAUCACUCGCCGCUCCGACGACGAUGGCCUCUUCUACCGCCGUGACCGUGGAGACGAGCGAUGCAUGUGUGUGAAGAAGACGACCUGCGGCAGCUCUGGCCCUGCUCCUGCGCCUCAGCCCAAGCCCAGCACCAAGCCUCACUCUUACAAGGCUCAGCCCACUCCCGUCACCCACACCCACACUCGUCACCACACCCACCGUCCCACCACCACCUCGACCAAGACCAAGAGCUGGACUAAGACGCGCACUCACAACCAAGCACCUACGCCCACUCACACCGCGACGCAUCACAAGAGCCCCAAGUGCCCAUCUGGAUGGGGAUCUGUCACUCAAGUCAACGACAACGACCUCAUUGACUUGAAGGACGUCAGCGUUGUGAUCAGCAUCCUCGGCGACGACGACAAGUUCACCAAGGCAGAGACUGCUCCCGCCAAGGACGCCAAGUCUCACUGCCCUGCUGGCCGUCAUUGCUGCGCCAAGUCGGUCAAGCAGAUCAACGACAACGACUUGAUCGAUCUCAAGGGCACCAGCAUCAACAUUGACUUGCUCAGCGGUCUUGGUGACGCCCUCAUUAGCAAGGAUGACAACAAGGGCGGACUCCUCGGCCACGGAGGCUUGCUCGGAACUGGAAUUUUGUAG